Molecule: messenger RNA, 2384 nt
Organism: Asparagus officinalis (garden asparagus)
Lineage: Eukaryota; Viridiplantae; Streptophyta; Magnoliopsida; Asparagales; Asparagaceae
Product: microtubule-associated protein 70-1-like
Exons: 11
Coding region: 322-2082 (586 amino acids)
Biological process (GO): cytoskeleton organization
Molecular function (GO): microtubule binding
Source: RefSeq, a predicted model, not a curated record
GGCCUCACUGACAACACCUCAAAAGGAAAAAGAGGAGAAAGAAAAAUAAAAAUAAAAAUAAAAAUAAAAAUAAGAAGAAGAAAUCUCUUGCUUACUUUCAUUAUUGCUGUUGUUGCUGUGACGCUGUUUAUUAUUACACCUAAUACCUAAUUGUUAUUAUUAGUGUUAUUCUUCUCUCCAUUUCCUGCUCGACCGAUCGAUCGAUCGAUCGAUGGAUCAACUUUGGGAAUUUCAUCCGAUCGGUCCGUGUUCUUAAUCCAGCUAGCUAGGGUUUCUCCCAAUUUUUUAUCUCUUUAUUAUUUAUUUUUUUGGUAGCCGAAAAUGGAGGAUAAUUAUUACGGAAGUGAAGAAGGGCGGCGCAAAGCACCGCAAUCGACGAUGGAUUCUUCUCCCGUCGUCCCGAAGAAGAAUCUGGGCAAGAGAUCGAGUCUCGAAGAGGAGGAUUUUCUCAAUCUCUUGCAUGGCUCCGAUCCUGUCAAGAUCGAGCUCGAUCGCCUUCAGAACGAAGUCAAGGACAAAGAUCGGGAGCUGGCUGAAGCACACAGUGAGAUUAAAGGCUUAAGGUUAAUGGAACGAGCAAAAGAUAAGGCUCUUUCUGAGGUAACUGAGGAGCUUGAAAAGACGGUGGAGAAGUUGGAGGCAUCAGAAGCUACUAUAGAGAACAAGAACCUAGAGAUCAAACGAAUGUCUGAAGAGAAGAAAGAAGCAUUGGCGGCACAAUUCGCAGCUGAAGCGACUCUUCGAAGAGUUCAUGCUGCCCACAAAGAUGAAGAGCUGCCACCUCUUGAGACUAUACUUGCCCCGCUUGAAGCAGAGAUUAAGCUUCUGAGGCAAGAGCUAUCAAAGCUUCAGGAUGAUAAUAAGGCAUUAGAGAGACUAAUAAAAUCCAAGGAAGUAGCUCUUUUGGAAGCGGAAAAGGAAGUGCAGGUCGCAAACAUAAAGGCUGCUCUUGUUGAUGAUUUACUGAACAAGAACCAGGAACUCACUAAACAGAGUGACAUAUGUCAGGAAGAAUAUAAGAUAUUAGAUAAGAUGCACCGUCAAAAAGUUGCAGAAGUUGAGAAACUAGGCCAGACUGUUCGUGAACUGGAGGAGGCUCUUCUUUCAGGAGCUGCAGCUGCAAAUGCCGUACGAGAUUAUAAGCGUCAGGUUAUUGAGCUGAAGGGAGAGAAGAAAACCCUAGAGAGGACAUUAUCUCGUGCAAUGGUUACCGAAAACCGAAUUGCUGUUGCUACUGCCAAUGAGUGGAAAGAUGCCAACGACAAAGUUAUGCCAGUAAAGCAAUGGCUUGAAGAACGUCGAGUGUUGAUGGGAGAAAUGCAGCAACUGCGUGACAAGCUAUCAUUAGCAGAACGCGCAACCAAAACAGAGGCCCAACUCAAAGAAAGGUUUCAGCUUCGCUUGAAGGUUGUUGAGGAUGGACUGAAAUCCUCACUUAGAUCUGGCAUUCAUUAUGAAAACCGAAGCAACGCCUUCUUGUCUCGUAGCCGGUCAGUCAAUGGAGCUGAUGUUUCAUUUAAUCCUUCAUCCCCUGUAGUUUCUAUCAGAAAAUCACCUGCUUCAGGUUCAAGAUCUCCAGCAUUGCCUAGCCCCACGACUACUAUGCUGAAAAAUGCAAAGGGAGCAUCAAAAUCAUUUGAUGGGGGCAGAUCAUCAGUUGAUGACCAAUGUGGAGCAAAACCAUUUGGCUAUGCAUACAAAAAUGAUUAUUUAAGAGAUGAUACAGUAAGUAGCACAUCAUCUGACGUAGAGGAGAAUAAAACCGGCAGGCCAACAGACCUCUUAGAAUCUGUAGGGGAUGAUUUUGUUUCUGGUGUAUUUUAUGAUGUUCUCCAAAAAGAGGUGAUUGCUUUAAGAAAAGCAUGCCAUGAGAAGGAGCAAUGUCUGAAAGACAAGGAUAAUUCUAUUGAGAUGCUUUCAAAGAAAAUUGACACACUGACUAAAGCCAUGGAGGUGGAAACGAGAAAACUGCGCAGAGAAAAAGCUUCAACUGAGAAGGAAUUAGCAUCAUUGCGGGUUGAGAAGGAGCAGGAACAGAAGGCUAGACGCUUCAAGGGAAUGGUCAUCAACCUUCACAACUGAGAAGGCAACUGACUUACUCAACUUGGUGGUCCUCAAGGUCGCGUAUCUUUCGAGUGAGAAGGGGAGUUCAAUGGGAGACACUGCUGUAUGUAUCUUUUUAUAUUUAUAUAUAUCAUAUAUACAGAAAGUGGUUAAAGAAGAGGAAUGCACAGGUCAAUGCAAUGCAUUCGAAAUAAAUUGGUCAUUUGUGUGAUGAUGUAAUCUGCAAAUGGAAUGUGAUCAGAGGAGGAUGCUCAUGAAUGUGUACCUCUAAGAUGCAAUCUUACUCAGGUUGUUCUUGAUGAAAAAGAUAAUUUCAUAUA